This is a messenger RNA of Styela clava, 2559 nucleotides long. RefSeq lists its product as uncharacterized. Lineage: Eukaryota; Metazoa; Chordata; Ascidiacea; Stolidobranchia; Styelidae. The record is from RefSeq and is a predicted model, not a curated record.
GUUUAUUCCGAUGUACUUUAUAUUUUAAUGUAAUUUUCUCUAAUACCCAGAAUGCCGUGGAAUGUCUUGAAGAUGAUGAUGUUAAGUUGGGUUUGCUAUGUUGUCAAAGGAGAAUGCCGCACAAGAGCAUCAUCCAUGGCUACGUUGGAGACGACAUCUGGAACAUUGACAAAUUAUAACAACAAGAACACUGGAACGUGCUCAUCAUCAAAUUGGAACUUGAAAUCACCUACAGAACAGAAUGUUAUACUGCAGAUCGAUGUGAAAUAUCUUUCUCUAUAUCGGGCGAAAUCAUGUGGUAGCGAAAACGGGGGAUAUCUGAAACUACCGGGAGAAAGAUAUAUUUGUAAAAUCAUACGCACAAGAUCUCCACAAUGUUUUAUCUUCAUAAAAGACCCAGUACCAAGACUUUGUCAAAGGCAAAUAGAAAAAAGGAAAGAAUGUGAAUAUUCUAAGCUUGGACUUUACGGCUGGCCAGGAACCAUAACUUAUUUUAAUGACGGAAGAAUCGUAAACAGGGGAAAAGGAUUCGAUUUGGAGUACAAAUACAUAACAUGUGAAAGCGAGCCAUUGACAACGUUGCCUCUGAUCACUGAAACUACGGAUAUUGCUCGGAAAAGAACCAGCUCUACGAUCAAAUUUUCAACAUUGAGAAAUACACUCUUCUCAAUAGCAGACAUUGAAGUCCAAAACACCACUGAAUCAAUUGUUCCACAGACAAGUCUUGAUAUUGGAAGUAUUAUCGGUAUUGCUGCUGGAGUAAUUGCUUUACUAAUAUUGAUUGCAAUAUUUGCUACAGCAGUGAUUUUCAUUAGAAGAAAAAAUGGCGGUAAAUCAAAUACUGAAUACGAUAGCAACACCGUAAUUGAUUUAAACAGAUCUUUGAACGAACCCUCUAUGAAGUCCACAACUGAUCCUUACUACAUCGGUGCUCCAGCUUCGAUGCCAUCAGUAAAUCCGAUCCGUGAAAAACACGCCUAUGAAGGAAUCAUUAUGGAAAACGGUAGAGAAUACGAGUCUAUAAAAGUUAGAGGAAACACAUAUCUGAAACCGAUCAAAAAAAUAUUUGUAACUGAAUCCGCUGACUACGAAGUACCAAUUCAUACAGGAGUGGAAGAAAACGGUUAUAUAGAUUUCAGAUAACAUUCCUAAUUGUUUCAAUUACAUUUCUACGUUUUCUGGGUUUAUCCUUAUAGUUCUAGAAUAUGCAAAAAUAUUUUCAUGAGAGAUAUGUUAUUGGUUGAAUAUUAUUAAGAUUAUUGGUUACUAACCCAUCAUUAAUGCGCUGAGAUAUAUAUGAUUAAUUUCAGACAAAGAAAUCGAAAAUUUCAAAUCAAUUGAAUUUAACAAGAUUUUUUUUUUAAUUUUUAAUAUCCAAUACCUGAAUUAUUUUGACAAAAGCAAAAUUGUUUUAUCUGAGCUUCCUCGGGAAAAGUUUUCACAUUGCAAUCUUUUACUCAGAUAAAAUAAAGAAAUUUAUUCAAUAUAAUUAAGUGAACAAAAUGAAAAAUAUUAAUUCCGCUAUUAGGUCAUUUCAUCACUGUAUGCAGAAAGUAAAUUUGAAUUUUGCCUAUACCAGAUUUAAUAUGUUCUAGUUUAGCGGUUGAAGCAGAUCUGAAUGUUGGAAUGAGUUUUUAAGUAGCCUACUAUUGUUAACAAGAACGGUUAUCUUCAUUUUUAAACGAACUUUUAUUUACCCCCUUCAAUGCUAUUGCAACCAAAUAAGUAGCAGGAUGUACAACCAGAAAAUAUCGUGUAAUAUAAUUUACGUAUGAGUAACAAGAAACCUGUGUUAGUAUUUUUGCCUUUUUAUACAGAGCGUAUUUCAGUGGUUUCAACCUCUUGGGUGUAGCAGAAGUAAAACAUAUUAAACUCUUGGAGAAGCCGUUUUCAAUUAAUCCUAUGUAUAUUUAAUUAUAUGGUUGUAUUUUUUAUCAAACACAAUUUGAUGCGGAGAACCUGAAUGUAUUUUAUGGAACUCUUUCGAACACUCACCUAUUAUAUGAUUAUCCUUACUCGCGCAUGCGUGUAUAUGAGUGUAUCGCAAGCUUUGAAGAAAUGUGUAGACGAAAUCCUACGGUUAUGCCAAACCCAUGAUUGAAAACCACUGCUGAAUAUAACAUUUACAGAGGCAUUCUAUAGAAGUCUGUCUAAAUUAUGUUUUUUUUUAUUGCUGGGAGAUUCCAUGGGGGGAUUUGACUUUGAUGACCGUAUGGUCGUAUCGCUCCCCCAGUCUAUACCGAAAAACGUUUCGUAAUGCUCGUUGUUUUCUGGUUUACGAAAUAAUAAAUCUCUAUAUAUAUCUCUCUCUUUUUCCUUUAAGCUACUACACAUACUGUAGAUUGCAUUCAGAGAAUCAGUUUACAGCAGUCUGUAAUUUUUCAAUUAGUGUCAACAAUUUCCUGCAAUUCACAUUUAUUGAGAAUUACAAUAGCGCUUGAUAUUACAGAAGGCGUCCUUGAGGGAAAUUUUACAAAACUUACUGAACAACGCUAUGCGCCUUGAAUAUUAUAUAUCGAACAAUGAAAUACUCGUAUCUAUUUUUUGUUUUAUCUAUUU